Molecule: messenger RNA, 592 nt
Organism: Drosophila kikkawai
Lineage: Eukaryota; Metazoa; Arthropoda; Insecta; Diptera; Drosophilidae
Product: mitochondrial intermembrane space import and assembly protein 40
Biological process (GO): protein import into mitochondrial intermembrane space
Cellular component (GO): mitochondrial intermembrane space
Molecular function (GO): protein-disulfide reductase activity
Source: RefSeq, a predicted model, not a curated record
AUGUCCUCCUUCUCGUUCUGCAAGGAGUUCGGCAAGGACAAGGUGAUCUUUGUCACCAAGGAUGACCAUGCCACGCCUAGCAAAAUCGAGUUGCCGGCGCCGGAACAGCCGGAGGGUGUGAUCACCAAAGACGGAAACAUCAACUGGAGUUGCCCGUGCCUAGGAGGCAUGGCCACCGGACCCUGCGGUGUUGAUUUCCGCGAGGCCUUCUCCUGCUUCCAGUACAGCAAGGCCGAUCCCAAGGGCUCCGACUGUUACGAGGCCUUCACAAAGAUGCGCGACUGCUUCCAAAUGUACCCCACCGUAUAUAACAAAUCCGGCGGCGCCGAUGAUGACGAUGACGAUGCCCUGGGUGACGCUUUGGACGCGGGUGCAGCUGGCGAUGCAGAUCCGCUGGCGAACGUGGGCGCUCCUGAAGCCACCGAUGACGAGGUGGCCCUCAAGAACACCUCGGUGGUGGCCAAGUCCUAGAAUAAGAAGAUCUGUCUUGUUGAACUUACUUAAUGAUAAGAGUUAGGUGUGACUUCGUAAAAAAUAAAUAAAGCUUGUCAUAGUUGUGGGCCAAAAAGCCACUUAUCAUACAUACCUUAAA